UCCCCUCGCAUCCACUGCACUUUCACGUAAAAUGCACUGAAAACCGGCCUGACAUUGUUGAGUUUUUUUGGUCGUCGCUGCUACACCUGUCCACCAUCCUUUGAUUUUUCUCUUCUUUUUAAAAAGAAUUCGUUUCCUCCAUCCUCUCCAGCAAAAACACCCCGUCCGUCAUCCUGACCUGUGGCCAAAAGAAAAUAGGUGCAGAUUUAUGCUGAUGUAGUGAUGUCUGGAAAUGUCAAGGGCUCGGUUAUUGCGCUCUAAUGUAUCUCCCCCUCCGAACUGCAGCGCGAGGUUCUCUCCUGCGGUACAGACUGCGAGCAGCUCUCAGCGCCGCGCACCUCGGACUCCGCAGCUGAGCACUUCUCUCUGCUACCUACUCUUCUCACUGGACCGCUCAGCUUUUCGUGAUUUUUUUAAAUGCAUUUCACAAGGUUACCACUGCACUGAGGCUGAAGGCUGAUUUUUGAUAGGAGCCACGCAAAGUUUCCACCUGACACCGCACCGGUGUUGUUGGAUGAUUCCACUUGAGCCAAGACGUCUCAAGACCGAGCCACGAAGCAGCAGAGGCAGCAGCAGCAAAUGCUGCAGAAGCGCUGGAGAACAGCAAUGGUCAAGUCAGCGAGAGCCGCAGUGGAGCCGCACUGAGGCAAAGCAGCCAACCGCCCCCCUGGCAUCUGGGGACGCCUCCAACAGUCUAAGGGCUGUGGGAUGCUGAGGAGUUGAAAUUUUUUUCUCUCAUCCUGAAUGCCUGACCAGUCAGCCUAACCAACACCCCAACACAUUUCCCGUUCCUCCUCCUCCUUUAUCACCUGCUCCUGCUCUUCCCACAAAAUGACCGUAGUAGCGGGGGAUAACAUGGAUGACACCUCAGCCGUCCCGGGCCACCCUCAAGACACCUACCCCCCAGAUCACAAUGACCACGAGUGCUGCGAGAGAGUGGUCAUCAACAUUGCUGGCCUCCGGUUUGAGACUCAGUUAAAAACUCUCUCCCAGUUCCCAGAAACAUUGUUGGGCAACCCCAAAAAGAGAAUGCGGUACUUUGACCCCCUGAGGAACGAAUAUUUCUUCGACCGAAACCGCCCCAGCUUUGAUGCCAUCCUGUAUUACUACCAGUCGGGAGGGCGUCUGCGAAGGCCAGUGAAUGUACCCCUGGACAUGUUCUCAGAAGAGAUCAAAUUUUACGAGCUGGGAGUGGAUGCGAUGGAGAGGUUCAGAGAGGACGAGGGUUUCAUCCGGGAGGAAGAGAGGCCUUUACCUGAGAAGGAGUUUCAGCGUCAGAUGUGGCUCCUCUUUGAGCACCCAGAAAGCUCAAACACUGCAAGAGGGAUUGCCAUUGUGUCUGUGAUGGUGAUCCUGAUAUCUAUAGUCAUUUUUUGUUUGGAGACUUUGCCACAGCUGAAAGUUGACUCCACAGGUCAUUUCUAUUCGGUGGGGAACUCUACUUUUUAUUACAAGCCAAACAUCUUCACUGAUCCCUUCUUCGUCAUUGAGACUCUCUGUAUAAUUUGGUUUUCUUUUGAGUUGAUAGUUCGCUUUCUGGCAUGCCCCAGCAAACCAGCCUUCUUCAAGAACAUGAUGAAUACGAUUGACAUUGUGGCUAUAAUACCUUAUUUCAUCACACUCGGAACCGAGCUGGCAGAAGACCCAAACAAAGAGGCAGUGGGGGAGCAAGCGACAUCUCUGGCCAUCCUCAGGGUUAUCCGUCUGGUCAGGGUGUUUCGGAUCUUCAAGCUGUCUCGACACUCCAAAGGACUUCAAAUUCUGGGCCAGACCCUCAAGGCCAGCAUGCGAGAGCUGGGAUUGCUGAUCUUCUUUCUGUUCAUUGGAGUCAUCUUGUUCUCUAGUGCUGUCUACUUUGCUGAGGUGGAAGAUGGAGGAUCCUUUGUCAGCAUUCCGGAUGCGUUCUGGUGGGCUGUUGUAUCCAUGACAACUGUGGGCUAUGGGGACAUGGUACCGGUCACUAUAGGGGGCAAGAUUGUGGGAUCUCUGUGCGCCAUUGCUGGAGUGUUGACAAUUGCACUUCCAGUGCCUGUAAUUGUGUCCAAUUUCAACUACUUCUACCACAGGGAGACCGAAGGGGAGGAGCAAGCCCAGCUGCUCAAUGUUAGCACUCCCAACAUCCCCUCCGAAAGCGACUUGAGCCGCCGUAGCUCAUCUGUUGUCAGCAAGUCAGAGUACAUGGAGAUCGAUGGAGACAUCAACAAUAGCAUCGACAACUUUAGGGAGGCAAACCUUAGAACUGGAAAUUGCACUAUAGCUACUCAGAACUGUGUAAAUAAAAGCAAACUGCUAACAGAUGUUUAGACUUGAGGCCAGAAACUUUUACAUGAGGUGAACCAUCAGUUAGUAAUGCUUGAUUUACUCCUCCAAAGCACUCUUAAGCACUAAGCCUCCAACCAUGCUCAGCUAUACUUGAAAGGAAGCUGAAAAAAUUGCUUCUGAAGUACAUGCCAUGUAGAAAGAACAACUUAUUCUACCAAUCCUAGAAAUUUAUAGUCAUUUCUAAAAGAAAACAUUGAUCAUAACAGAUAUACACGGCUCCCUAGAGGACACUGAGUGCAUCUAGUCUUAUCAGAGACAGGCGUAAUAAUUAAAAUCUUAUGCAUGGAGUACAGAUAACAUUUCAGCAAGUUGCACAAUGCACCAGAAACGACUACACACGCAAUCCUCAGCAACCACGGUUAACCGCCAAGAAGUCCGAUGACCUCCCGCCAUCCUUCACCCUCUCCUCUCUCCCCACCCCCAUAAACGAUCAGCCACUCAGCAAAGCACCUUACAGGAGGAAGACUGAUCCUUCUUCUUUGGAUGUAAACAGAUGGUGGUCUGCUUGCUUCACAGACAUCUACACUGCUGUUGCAGCUGCUGUAACUGUGUUAUCACCAAGUGAUUCAAUGCCAUGCCCUUUAGAUGCAAUGCAGCGCCACGACAAAAAGCGAGCUUCACACGAGCAUGAUUUAGAGACUUUCCAUUUUGAUAUUGGCAUGCACAAGUCAUGUGUCACACACCAAAAAAAAGGAAGGAUGUUGUUUUGGAUGUCUGUCUUCAUUCCCCCUGGCACAUAUGUUUACAUUUUGAGUGCACUGGACGAGGUUUUAAUUUGAAAACGCAAAUCAUUUAGAAGUAUAAGAAAUGAAUGUAAAAUUUUAAGGGAAACAAUACAUAAAUGAGAUCAUAGCAUGAAAAAAAGUUACCUGCAUUAUGGCCUUUCAGCUAAGGUACUUUUGUAUCCUGGUAUAUUAAAUGCAUGACAUGAGUAUACAGCCUGUUGCAAUUCAAGCACUUUGCAGUGCCCUAACAUCAGGGAAACUGAGGAAAUCAAAAGUCUUUCUGAAUUGUUAUCAAAUAUAUCGAAAGCCACCUUGAGGAUGCAGAGUUUCUAAUUUAAAAGUAGACAAAAUGCUGACUAAGUAAUUUCAGAAAUGCAUAAUAUAACCACGGUAAGCAUCAGUUAUUGUAUUAGUCAAUAGUUCAGUGCAUGGACCUUUUUUGAACAAGAUGUUAUGCCAUCUCCACCUCUCAGUUUAGUACAAGUUGGUUUAAAAUCCAGAGAAAAUUUUGAAUUCAUACUUUAGAUUUUUUUGUGUGACAUCAGUUGCGAGUGCCUUUAUCCCUUCCACCAACAGGACCAGUGAAAGUGCCUCAGAGUACUCAGUCGAGUGAAGUGGAUUUGUUUCAGAGAGUGACGCCAGACUAGUUAGGCUCAAAUAGUGAUGGGACGGACGGUUGAGAAUAAAGAUCCAUGCUGCCAUGUAAAACCCGCAUUUCAUGUCAUGCACUUAAACAUCACUCUGCAUGUUUGACAAUUUAACUCGAAAUGUUUUCCUCCAUGCCUUUAAUUUGCACCAUCCUUUUCCAUGUCUCUACCUCAGCUAGAUCAUUGCAAACUUGCUGCAGAGCUGCAAGCUUCGAAGCAGGGCUUCCUAUAAUGCAAAAUAGAACCAUAAGUGUUAAUUGCAGUCAUGCAAUUCUGAAUGUGAAAGUCCCAAAGCAUAGCCUUUACACAAGCACUUAUAUGUACAACAAGUAGCUCAUUUGCAAACCUGCUCUUUUGCUCACUUAAAGCUGCGCACAAUCAGGACAUUAACUUGAAAACAGUUUGCAGAGAUGACUUGACUUUUCCCAUACUGUUGCAAGUCAAACGUUCUUCAGAACGGUGCUACGUCCAGUUUAGAGGGGUGUACACCUGAAUGCUUUUAAAACAUUUGUGUAGAAUCCAUAGGAGAAAAAUAACUUAGCUAGUAAAUACAAUAUAUUGCACUUUUUGGGCAUUAUCAUGUACAAAUAAAUUGUACCUCGUCCUUGUUUUUUUUGCACAAAGGAUUCAUUCAAAUGCUUGAAAUGCUUUUCUUGGUUGCAAGAUUUUUUUUUCUGCAGUGCCUGCUUAUUUUUCACGUGCAGAUGGGAGGAGAAGUGCUGAUAGAUUGGGACAAAAUGUAAUGACUACUUGAAAAUCUUCUGCCACUGUACAUCUGCACUCCUUACUGGAAUGAGUUUAUCCGAAUGAUAGUAUGAGUUGUACUGUUCGGGCUUUUUAGUGCUUUCCUGAAAAAAACCCUGCAAGACAUAUAUCUGAAAAGAGCUUCAAUGCAGGGAGCCUCCGAGUUUCUCAGCUGCUUCUGUUGGUGCAGUGGCCAUCUUUUGUGGUGCUAGAACAGGAGCACUCUGUUGUCCUGUUACCCGACACAUCAUCAGAAGCUGAAGUUUUCAAAUGAUUUUUUUGGCUCUCACAGCAAAACAUGAAACAGUUUCACAAUGACACUUGCCCCUCACACGGACUGAUAGUUUUCUGAGACAUUUUCAGGAAAAAAAAGUCUGUAAAUUUUGAAGAAAUUAACAAUCUCAUCUGCUGUAUUUACUGACAACAAACAUAGGAUGACAUCUUUCUUCAUAUUUUGCUGUGGAGUCUGCCUCAGUAAAAGUUUUUCAGUUGUCAGUUUUUUUGUUGUCAGAAAUGUAUCAAAAUGACUUUUUUUUCUUUCUGCAGUUAGGAUAGACGUGUCCCGAUGCCAUAAGCAGAAAUGUUGAAAAUUAUUGCUUUGGGGAUCCUUGGAACACAGAUCUGUAAGAAGUCAGCCCCAUCUGUGUCUAUCAGUCCAAAGUGAAGUGGAAAACAUCACAUUAGCAGUGAGACUAUCAACAGAUGGUGCUAUGCAUUCACCUGUCCAAUUGAAAAAAAUGGACAUUUUGUUUGUGGUUUGGAAAAGAAAGAGAGAAAAUCUUUUCAGAUUGCACAUAAAACACAUAAAACAGGGCUACAUGCAAAAGAGCCACUGGGGUCUUUGGAUCUUGUGAAAUCCCUCGGGGUAAAAAGAUCAGAGCUAAUUUGAGAAACUCACAGAUAAAGAUGUUUUUAUAGUGGUUGUAGCAAAAGCUGCUAAACGGUUUAGUCAGGCUGUAAGGAUGAGCCCAUAUUCAUGUCUGCUGUUGGAGAAAUUUGACAAAAGUUACAAGUAAAUUUUGUUUUCUUGUUCCUUUUUCUUUUUUGCUCGCUGUGUAAUGUUCCUUCUGUAAAAACACGGAGCGUUAAUACAGCCCAAAAAAAAGAUCAGCUUUAGCGAAAAAUGCUAUGUUAAUACAAUAACUUAAAAAAAUGUAAUCUCUGCAUACUGUACUUACAAAAAGAAAAAUGUGAGUCCUUUUUCUUAUUUCUGUGUAAUAGAACUGUAAAACGACUUAUUUAUUAAUAACAUGCCUUAUAAUAAAAUAGGAAAAAUACAUCUUCUGCCAGCAAGCCAUGAAAAUGAAACUGCAGUGCAACCAUCUCUCGCCAUACUCUGGACGACACAGCCUAUCAAAAAAUGAAUGACCUGCAUUUUUUUUCUUUUCUUUUGAACAGAAAAAGGACAAAAUGUGAUUCACAUCUGUUCAAAUCUUUUUUCAGGCUCUUCAGCUGCCGCAAUGUAUCUACCUUCUGGUUGCAAAAAGAAAAAAAUAAUCUGCAUGAGAGAUGGAAGACUGCAUGAGCUUUGCCUUUCCAGCUUCUGAUCGACUGUAACCCAGCUGCACCUUUUAAAUGAAGAAACCCUUGCUUUUAUGCACAUCGAGGCCCUGUUCAGAAGUCGAAUUGCUUCCUCUGUCGGAUUUCUUAAAGGCACCUUAGGGGCCUACCGGAUUGUGGAGGUGGCGCAAGGUAUUUGAGCUGUGCUCACCGACUGUGUGUUGUGAUCAGGUUGUGCUGUCUGGACUCUGAAUGUGAGCAACGUCAACAAGGGCUAGUUUCUUAGACUCUCGGACUGAAAUGCUCUUUCAGUUAUCUCAGUCCAGACUGUGAGAAACACGUCCAUCAUGUCUAAACAGGGCCUGUGCCGCCAACAAUCCCCUGUACAGAUUACCAGGCAAGUUUGGAUGCUGGAUUGCUUUCUUGCCUGCAGAUGAGGCAACGGCCUGGACUGAAUGUUGGGAUGUUGUGUACCUCACUUGUUUGUUUUAAAAGUGUGAUGGCACAGAGUUUGUAUUUUCUAUGAAUGCACAUUUGCCAGCUGGUCGGGAAGCUGGAACCUUCUGGAGUAAACUACUGGAGGACUGUUGAACUCUUGCUCUGCUCUUCUGUUCAUCCACAAAUCUAGCCCAACACAUUGUCUAAUGCAGCCAUCAUGUCAUGUUAUGUUAUGUUUUGUCAAGAAUUCUGCUGCAACAUGUUCUGUUUGUCAGAUGAGAAAAAGGCAUGGUCAAAGAUCUAUGCAAGGGUUACUUGUGUUUUCUUUCCUAUAUCACCUAUGACUUCAUUUGACAUUACGUUCAAUAAAUUUUUAAGGAUCG
Oryzias latipes (Japanese medaka) is the source of this 6759-nucleotide messenger RNA. Its product is annotated as potassium voltage-gated channel subfamily A member 1. Gene Ontology annotation, biological process: action potential; protein homooligomerization; potassium ion transmembrane transport. Lineage: Eukaryota; Metazoa; Chordata; Actinopteri; Beloniformes; Adrianichthyidae. The record is from RefSeq and is a predicted model, not a curated record. Gene Ontology annotation, cellular component: synapse; juxtaparanode region of axon; paranode region of axon. Gene Ontology annotation, molecular function: protein binding; delayed rectifier potassium channel activity.